AUGGCGAGGGAGAGACAAAGAAGCAGCAGCGAUGAUGAUGCAAAGAAAAAGCAGCUGAUGGAACUACCGAACGAUACACUGGUCGAUAUCCUUUUGAGACUGCCUGCAAAGUCAGUAGGUUGCAUCAAAUGUGUCUCCAAGACCUUGUUAAACAUGGUGAGCAACAUCUCAUUCUCUACACUUCACACACGUUCACUUAUUGCCACCAACUCGGCUGCUGCCGAUCAAGUACCUCGACUUAUGUGUUGCUCUCGCGAAGUUCUUUUGGUGACUUUGCAAUCACUGAAAUACAAGGACAAUACCUUAACAGAAGGCAGAUAUGCAAUUACUAUUUCGUCAUCCACUCCUUGCUUCAUGCGUUUUGUUUUCUGCAACGUGUUUUGCUUGGGAACCAAGAAUGGAGAUUGCAUGUUAGUUAAUGGUCUUGGGGAAAGGGGACUUCUACGGCUGCCAGAAAGUAGUUUUGCCACACUAGAGAGCGGUCCAAAUGUAUAUCGCAAUUCUCAGUUUGGUAUGGGAUUUGAUGAUAAAACCAAUACCUACAAGAUUGUAUGUGUUACUCAUGAAACAGAUGCUGAUCAUCAACUCAAAUCUAUGACAACACAUGUUCUUGUAUUGGGCACAAACUUGUGGCGACAGAUAUCCUCGCCCCCUCCUUGUGAGUUGAACUGGAUACACAGAGCGCCGGUAUGCGCAAAUGGAGCUGUGCAUUGGUGGACAGGAUCAACAUUUUGGGAUGAUCGUAGAAUAGUUUCUUUUGACUUGAGGAGAGAAGAGUUCUGUUGGACCCCUACUCCUCACCAUUACUUGGACUCGGAUAUUAGUUUGUUUAGUCUGAGAGGAUGUUUGGCCAUGGUGGAGACAAAGCGUUCUCGGUCACAAAUGGAGAUAUGGGUGUUGAAAAAUUUUGAUGAAAAACAGUGGGUGAGAUACUACUACAAUAACAAACUACCAGACGAUUUUUCUUUUCAGGGUUCUCCGGGGGAAUGGGAACAUGGCAUAUUUUUCACGAGUCACAAUUUUUGCAAAACCUGGGUUUCCUUCAUAGAUCUAAGAUUUGGUUCCAUCAGCCGUGUAGAAUACUCAUCAUAUGAGGUUGUGCACUAUGAAUACACUGAAAUAGGUGUGUCCAGUUAUAUUGAGACCUUUCUACUAGGUAUAUACAGUUAUUCCGAGACCUUGAUUUCCUUGAAAGAUUAUGGCGAUUUGGAGGAAGCUAAUCAAAAAGUGAUUACCUGA
Fragaria vesca subsp. vesca is the source of this 1239-nucleotide messenger RNA. Its product is annotated as F-box/kelch-repeat protein At3g06240-like. Lineage: Eukaryota; Viridiplantae; Streptophyta; Magnoliopsida; Rosales; Rosaceae. Gene Ontology annotation, molecular function: protein binding. The transcript has a single exon. The record is from RefSeq and is a predicted model, not a curated record. The coding region runs from base 1 to 1239 and encodes 412 amino acids.